Messenger RNA from Rubroshorea leprosula, 963 nucleotides. Lineage: Eukaryota; Viridiplantae; Streptophyta; Magnoliopsida; Malvales; Dipterocarpaceae. The record is from the annotation of a GenBank genome assembly.
ACACCUCCUUUUAUCAAAAAUGAUGGACUCAUCAGAUAAUUUCACUACAAAGCCGAAGUACAGGGCAAUAGCCUUGGUAGCGACACCCAUUUUGAUCGCCGGAGGGGUUUACAUCGCUUGGAAUUACGCAGGACGUUUGUGGAAAAAACAAGAAAAGCCUACUGAGCCUCGCCCAAUGUUUGCACGGUGCAAACAAGAAAAGCCUACUGAGCCUCGCCCAAUGUUUGCACGGUGCAAACAAGAAAAGCCUACUGAGCCUCGCCCAAUGUUUGCACGGUGCGUCUCCUUGGCAACGCUUCAUGGAGGUAGUCUGGCCUUGGAGAGACUUCUUGAGUAUCAUGGUAAUCGGGCUAACGAAGAAGAGUUGGAGACUGCCCUCUCUCAGUUUAAAUCUCUGGUUAAACAAGAGAAACCAAAUUUCAAGGAGCUUCAGCGCCUCCUUGUGAAGCUGGAAAUGACAGGAAAGGAAGAUGAAGCAGUGACACUGCUGGAAAACGAAUUAGCUAAAUCGCGUGGGAGAAAUGAAAGCCAUGAAGCUUAUGAGAUUGAAAUGUUACUUGUGGAGAUGCUCAUUUACAAGGGAGAUUUUAAGAAGGCCUCAGAGUGCAAAUGCCUGAAAGAGAGUAAAAUUUCUGAUGCAAGACGUCCACUCUACAAUGCCAUCAUACAAAUGUUAUUGAAGAAAGAUGCGGAAGCAAAAGUAUAUUGGGAAGAGUUUAAAGAGGCCAGAACACAUCUGCUAACUCCGCAGAUCACCGAAGAACAUGAACACUUCUAUAAACUCGUAACAGACUUUGCAGAGUUUACAAACGUUGUCAAAGGGCUUGACAACGAAAUACAAAAAGCCAGAGAAAAUCAAUAGCUCCCCCAUAUUUUCUAUUACUGUAAAAAGGUACCGUCGGAGUAUACCAACGGAGGAGCUCUAUUUCUUUGAUGUAUCUGAAAUAAUUAUCACUCAUCUUU